Messenger RNA from Gambusia affinis (western mosquitofish), 6023 nucleotides. Its product is annotated as mucin-2-like. The record is from RefSeq and is a predicted model, not a curated record. Lineage: Eukaryota; Metazoa; Chordata; Actinopteri; Cyprinodontiformes; Poeciliidae. The coding region runs from base 1 to 5733 and encodes 1910 amino acids. The transcript has 17 exons.
AUGGCAGUCGGAUCUUCUCUCCACCUCCUGGCAGCGUUGCUUCUCACCCUCCCAGGCUUCGCCCAGAGCUUCAUGCCGAACUCCUUGUUCUUCUGGGUGCUGAGUCAUCGUGACGUCACCCAGACGGCGAUUCUGAGGAAAACAGCCGAGGUUUGCCGGGACGUUGCUGCUGCAGAGGGCAGAAGCUUCACUCUGGAGAUAACCGACACACUGUCGGUUAACAAAGUGCAAAAGGCCUGCUCUGUGCCGCUGCCCGGAUUCCCCGUCUCCAGCGAGAUGUUCCAAGCUGCAAUCAACAGCGUUCACCACAGCAGCGACGCCCUGCUGUCACCGGACCCGGCCUUCCACUUCCACAGCGAGGCCUUCCUCACCGGCAGGAGCCUCAUCACUCAAGGACUGUCGUCUCUAAAAGAUUCUGUGAAGAAGCAAAACUUUCAGGCAGCCAGAAUAACUCUUGGAAGAAUCUGUCACACCCUCCAGGACUUUUACAGCCACAGUAACUGGGUGGAGUUGGGAAGAACCACAGCUUACAGAGCUCUGAUCAGACCAGAUCAGCCUCUGGAGAACCUGGCAGGUCCUGAUGUUCCAACCUGUAAGAGCUGUUCUGGGCUGAGCUGCUCAGACAACAUACUGCCUGCAGUCCUGCAGCAGGGACUUCUCACCUCAGGCUACUACAACACCACAUCUUCAGCAAAACCUGCAGGUAAGUGCAGCCACGGUGGUAUCUUUGACCAGACGAGCAGAACCGAGCCAACCGGCGGUAUCAAUAAGGACACGGACGGGUCUUCUCACGGGCAGCUGCACCGAACAGCGGCGGACCUGGCCAUGGACGCCACAGUGGACCUGUUGGAGGACAUUAGGGUCGCUAUCGGAGACAGAACAUUCCUGAGACUGAUGGACAUCUCACAAGCAUCUGCACUGGUUUUUGUGGUGGACACCACGGGUAGUAUGGGUUAUGAUAUUGCUUAUGUCAAAGCAGUCACAGCUACAAUCAUUAAUGAAAGAAGAGGAAAACCAAUUGAGCCCUUUGAAUACAUUUUGGUCCCUUUCAAUGAUCCAGGAGUUGGUCCGGUGACGAGGACAACUGAUGCAAUGGAAAUGUUGACCAAGAUAAACAGCCUGACUCCUAGUGGAGGUGGAGACAACCCGGAAAUGAGCAUGUCUGGACUGAGACUUGCCCUGACAGCAGCUCCUCCUUCUUCCUUUAUUUUUUUGUUCACUGAUGCUGAAGCCAAAGACGCGUCUCUGAAUAAUGUUGUGACCGCUCUGAUAGAGACCACGAAGUCCAAGGUCGUUCCCAUCUUGACCCAGUUUGGUGCCAGACGUCGCAGAAGUGUUGUAGUUUCUCCCAACCAGUUGUAUCAGGAUCUGGCCCAGGCGUCUGGAGGUCUGGUCAUUGAAAUCGACAAGAGCCAGAUUUCAGCGAUUUCUGUGAAAACUCCUUUAAUAGAGAAAUUAUCAGUUGGAGCCGUGGUCACCGUUCUCCAGGCGGCGGUGAAUCCCGGCUCUCCGAGACAUUUUAAAUUUCUCGUUGACACGACUCUGAGCAACAUGCUGAUUUACAUCACUGGAGACCCAUAUGUCACCUUCACACUAACAAGCUCAACAGGAGUUUCUCAGACCUCCAGUAAGUCCACAGGCUCCCUGGGUUUGUUUUCUAGCUUAGGAACCCUGUGGUUGUUAACCGUGAACCCUGAGAACCAGACAGGGUGGUGGGCGAUCACACUCAACUGCUACACAGUCUGCACAGUCAAGGUCACAGGUCAGAGUUCCUUGAACUUUGUCUACAACCUCGUUGAACCACAAGAGGGCACCAACAGCAGCGUCAUUCCCAAGGAAGGACGUCCCUCCACAGGUGAAAACGUCACUCUGUGGGUCACCGUCACAGGAAGUGACACAGCUACAGUCAGAGACGUCACUCUGUUAGACUUCUCCACAUCAACACAAGUCAAUGGAUCAGUCCAGUCGAUAGGAAACAGCGACUAUCUGGUGACGUUCAGUGAAGUCCCGGCGCGGAGCUUCCUGGUUCGGCUGACGGGACAGGAGACGAACUCUGCCUCCACACCGAGCAGCUUCCAGAGACAGGCUGACACACAGAUCACAACCUCCCGUCUCUCUCUUACCGCUCAAGCUGACAGCCUGAUUAUUGAACCUGGCUCCAGCAUCUCCGUAUCUUUCACCGUAUCCUCAGUGGAAACUGGAACAUUCAUCAUACAAGCCAGCAAUGACCGCGACUUUGACAUGGUACAGACUCCCUCGGUGAGCAUCGGCGCAGGUGAUGGUGGUCAAGCUAGUGACAUGGUGGUGUUAAUAGCUCCAGCCAGUGCUGCUUCAGGAACAGAUGUUUCCCUCACUAUUGUUGCUGAGAACGCUGAUGGGACGGAAAUGAACUAUGUGGUGCUCAGGUUUUCAGUAGCUAUCAAGGUAACUGACCAUUCUUCUCCAGUGUGCCAGGUAGACAGAAUGUCAGGUGUUUGUCCAGCCUCUCCUCUCCUCUGUGCAUCUGUCCAGUGGGAGCUUGUUGUUAAUUUCACAGAUGGAAUCAAUGGGACUGGAAUUGAAACAAUUUCUCUACGCCAAGGGAAUGGUACUUUCAGUACCAGCAAUGUGGUUGGAGUAGGGGGGGAGAAUAUAACAGUAGUUUCUUACAGCUCCACCUGCUGUUCACAGAGUGUACAGCUAGCUGCUGUAGACAGAGUGGGAAAUGUGGGCAUAUGUACAGAAACCGCAAUAACCCUUACUACAACUGCCCCAAGUAGCACAACUUCACUUGUGACCAACAUCAAUCAUAUAACCACAACCAUUCCUGUGCUCGACUCCACCUCUGCUUCUGCAACAAUGCUUAUCACUGAGAACACAGCAGUAGUCCCACUGAUGGCUUGGAACAACAUCACUCCUGAGACCACACCAAUGGUCAUGACCAACACCACUCCUGAGACCACACCAAUGGUCAUGACCAACACCACUCCUGAGACCACACCAAUGGUCAUGAUCAACACCACUCCUGAGACCACACCAAUGCUCAUGACCAACACCACUCCUGAGACCACACCAAUGCUCAUGACCAACACCACUCCUGAGACCACACCAAUGCUCAUGACCAACACCACUCCUGAGACUACACCAAUGCUCAUGACCAACACCACUCCUGAGACCACACCAAUGGUCAUGACCAACACCACUCCUGAGACCACACCAAUGGUCAUGACCAACACCACUCCUGAGACCACACCAAUGCUCAUGACCAACACCACUCCUGAGACCACACCAAUGGUCAUGACCAACACCACUCCUGAGACCACACCAAUGGUCAUGACCAACACCACUCCUGAGACCACACCAAUGGUCAUGACCAAUACCACUCCUGAGACCACACCAAUGGUCAUGACCAACACCACUCCUGAGACCACACCAAUGGUCAUGACCAACACCACUCCUGAGACCACACCAAUGCUCAUGACCAACACCACUCCUGAGACCACACCAAUGCUCAUGACCAACACCACUCCUGAGACCACACCAAUGCUCAUGACCAACACCACUCCUGAGACCACACCAAUGCUCAUGACCAACACCACUCCUGAGACCACACCAAUGCUCAUGACCAACACCACUCCUGAGACCACACCAAUGGUCAUGACCAACACCACUCCUGAGACCACACCAAUGCUCAUGACCAACACCACUCCUGAGACCACACCAAUGCUCAUGACCAACACCACUCCUGAGACCACACCAAUGCUCAUGACCAACACCACUCCUGAGACCAACCCAAUGGUCAUGACCAACACCACUCCUGAGACCACACCAAUGGUCAUGACCAACACCACUCCUGAGACCACACCAAUGAUCAUGACCAAUACCACUCCUGAGACUACACCAAUGCUCAUGACCAACACCACUCCUGAGACCACACCAAUGCUUAUGACCAACACCACUCCUGAGACCACACCAAUGCUCAUGACCAACACAACUCCUGAGACCACACCAAUGCUCAUGACCAACACCACUCCUGAGACCAACCCAAUGGUCAUGACCAACACCACUCCUGAGACUACACCAAUGGUCAUGACCAAUACCACUCCUGAGACCACACCAAUGGUCAUGACCAACACCACUCAUGAGACUACACCACUGCUCAUGACUAACACAACUCCUGAGACCACACCAAUGGUCAUGACCAACACCACUCAUGAGACUACACUAAUGGUCAUGACCAACACCACUCCUGAGACUACACCACUGCUCAUGACUAACACAACUCCUGAGACCACACCAAUGGUCAUGACCAAUACCACUCCUGAGACCACACCAAUGCUUAUGACCAACAUCACUCCUGAGACUACACCACUGCUCAUGACUAACACAACUCCUGAGACCACACCAAUGAUCAUGACCAAUACCACUCCUGAGACUACACCAAUGCUCAUGACCAACACCACUCCUGAGACCACACCAAUGCUUAUGACCAACACCACUCCUGAGACCACACCAAUGCUCAUGACCAACACAACUCCUGAGACCACACCAAUGCUCAUGACCAACACCACACAUGAGACUACACCAAUGCUCAUGACCAACAUCACACAUGAGACUACACCAAUGGUCAUGACCAACACCACUCAUGAGACUACACCACUGCUCAUGACUAACACAACUCCUGAGACCACACCAAUGGUCAUGACCAACACCACUCAUGAGACUACACUAAUGGUCAUGACCAAUACCACUCCUGAGACCACACCAAUGGUCAUGACCAACACCACUCAUGAGACUACACCACUGCUCAUGACUAACACAACUCCUGAGACCACACCAAUGCUCAUGACCAACAUCACACAUGAGACUACACCAAUGCUCAUGACCAACAUCACACAUGAGACUACACCAAUGGUCAUGACCAACAUCACACAUGAGACUACACCAAUGGUCAUGACCAACACCACUCUUGAGACUACACCAAUGGUCAUGACCAACACCACACAUGAGACUACACCAAUGGUCAUGACUAACACAACUCUUGAGACUACACCAAUGGUCAUGACCAACACCACUCCUGAGACCACACCAAUGGUCAUGACCAACACCACUCAUGAGACCACACCACUGCUCAUGACUAACACAACUCCUGAGACCACACCAAUGGUCAUGACCAACACCAAUCCUGAGACCACACCAAUGCUCAUGACCAACACCACACAUGAGACUACACCAAUGCUCAUGACCAACAUCACACAUGAGACUACACCAAUGGUCAUGACCAAUACCACUCCUGAGACUACACCAAUGCUCUUGACCAACAUCACACAUGAGACUACACCACUGCUCAUGACUAACACAACUCCUGAGACCACACCAAUGGUCAUGACCAAUACCACUCCUGAGACCACACCAAUGCUCAUGACCAACACCACACAUGAGACUACACCAAUGCUCAUGACCAACAUCACACAUGAGACUACACCAGUGCUCAUGACCAACACCAGUCCUGAGACUACACCAAUAUCUACGACCAACAACACUCCUGUAACUGUAACCUACACCAGCCCUGGAACUCCAAAUGUCUUUCACAAUUCAACUCCUGCCCAAACUACAAACAGCUCUGUCAUCAGUACAGUUUUUGAAACUGCAGGUGUAACUAACUCAACAUCCUCUGGAGGGGACCCUGUAUGCUUGUCCUAUUCUCUGUGCAUUGCAGCUAUGAUUUGUUCAAUCCAAGUAUUCUUUAAUUAGGGAAAUUGAAAUGUUUGUAAUUGACUUGAAUGUGUCUCUAUAAUGGGAUUAAAUUGACUAAAUAUUUGUAGUGAAUCAGCACUAUAUUAAUUUUAUGAAUUGAAUUGAUUUCUCUUUGGGAGUAAAUAAUUUGAGCAGAUUUUAAUUGUAGUUCGUGAAGCACUGUUAAAAUUGCAUUUAAUUUGUUUUAUUUUAACUUCUGUUUAAUAUGCCUGUCUUUUUUGUUUGAGAGGUGGAGGGGGAAGUCAUGCAAGAACUGUUAAUGUGACACUGUCAACUAAAUAAAUGAA